Carassius carassius (crucian carp) is the source of this 4894-nucleotide messenger RNA. Its product is annotated as cold shock domain-containing protein E1-like. The record is from RefSeq and is a predicted model, not a curated record. The coding region runs from base 882 to 3506 and encodes 874 amino acids. The transcript is spliced from 22 exons. Gene Ontology annotation, molecular function: nucleic acid binding. Lineage: Eukaryota; Metazoa; Chordata; Actinopteri; Cypriniformes; Cyprinidae.
CCCAAAGUUCACACGUUAUUGUUUUAAUAUCGCGAGAGUUAGCGCAGCACCUCACUACGUAAUGUGCCGUGCUGCUUAUGGCGGCGCUGGUGACAGUGCUGAAAGCUGUUGGGUAUGAAGUGAAACCGUAUUGAUUUUUGUACCAUCUGAAACCUACUUCAAGUUCAGAUCAUUGAUCGGUCAGAAGAAACGUCAAGGAAAAAGAAAACAUAACGAACAUCCCCAAAACGACCCCAAGCGGUACAACAACUCUGAAGACAAGACGAAGAACUGCACUGCUGCAAACGAGAAAAACUAAAGCAACACGACACAACCAAAUGAGCAAACCAAAGAUUUAAGAAACAGAACCAGGCCGCAACGAGCGUAGCAACCAGCCAUCACCGUUAACAGCGAAGGCGAGACCUGAUCUGAGACAAGAAGUUUGUGCCUACUCAACAGCUUUGAAAAAGCACACGUCCCAACGCUGCACCAAGCCCUCCUUAUCCUCCCCGCACCUCGUCCUCCUCUGGGGUGUGGAGAGGGCUGCUGUCUGCUAGUCUUUUCAGAUUUUGACCUUUUUCUUUGUCAAUUGCAUACCGAAUCCCUCCCUGAUCUUUUUCCCCUUCCCUACACCCAGUCUUUUUCUUGAUUUUCUGUUCACUAUUUUUCAAAAGCAGUGUUCAUACACCUGCACUUGCCUUUUUGUUUGAAUUUUUUUUGGUAUUUUUUUUCUUCAACUUUUUGUAAUUAGAACGUGUGCCUGAGAGGCGAGCCUUACAAGUGUGUGUGCGCGUGUGUGAGCCAAGUCUUGAACAUCGAUUAAGUGAUUAAUUGGUCCAAAUCAUUACAUCCUUCCAAGACAACAGAACAAGUGUCUCACCUCCCCCUACCUUCACCUGAAGAUGGAGGCAUCUGAAACCCCUGUUGCUGCCCCCACCCACUCCACCUCAAGUCAGCUAAUCCCCCGCUCCGCCUCAGUCUCAUGCCAUGCGUCUCGUGCAUCAGGGGGCAAAAAGCAAAAGCGGACCCCUUUGUAUCAGCGAUCUAUGAGUUUUGACCCCAGUCUGCUGCAUAAUAAUGGCCAUGGUGGCUUUGCCAAUGGAACGAGCAUGGGAAUUCGUGAGACUGGAGUGGUUGAAAAACUGCUAGCAUCAUACGGCUUCAUACAGUGCUCUGAGAGACAAGUCCGCCUCUUCUUCCACUGCUCUCAGUACAACGGCAACCUGCAGGAGCUGAAGAUUGGAGAUGAUGUGGAGUUUGAGGUGUCGUCUGAUAGACGCACCGGCAAACCAAUUGCGGUGAAGCUGGUAAAAAUCAAGGCAGAAAUGUUGCCAGAAGAGCGCAUUUCUGGGCAGGUGGGGCCUGACUUGCACGCCUCUCCUUUAACUGUGCUGCAUGGUUUUAUUCAUCCAGUAGUGUCAGCUAUCCCCUCUCACUUGGACGGGAAGUCUGCACCUGGCCAAGUGCCCACGGGCAGUGUGUGUUAUGAGAGAAACGGGGAAGUGUUUUAUUUGACCUACACCCCUGAGGAUGUAGAAGGAAAUGUUACUUUAGAUACCGGCGAUAAAGUUAAUUUUUACAUGGAGACCAACAAGCACACUGGUGCUGUUAGUGCUCACAACAUUGUAUUGGUAAAGAAGAAACAGUCAAGAUGUCAGGGAGUUGUUUGUGCUACCAAGGAGGCCUUUGGAUUCAUUGAACGAGGAGAUGUUGUGAAGGAGAUCUUCUUCCACUACAGUGAGUUUAAAGGAGAUCUGGAAGCUCUACAAGCUGGAGAUGAUGUGGAAUUCAGCAUUAAAGAAAGAAAUGGCAAGGAAGUGGCCACAGAUGUGAGACUGUUGCCUCAGGGCACCGUUAUAUUUGAGGACAUCAGUAUUGAGACUUUUGAGGGAACUGUCAACCAGGUUAUUCCCAAGGUCCCCAACAAGAAUCAGAAUGACCCACUGCCUGGGCGAAUCAGUGCCAGAAUUAAUUUCACUGACAAAGAGCUGCUAUUCGGUGAGAAGGACAGCAAGUCCAAAGUGACGCUGCUUGAGGGCGACCAUGUCCAGUUCAAUAUAUCCACUGACCGUCGUGACAAACUGGAGAGAGCCACAAAUAUCGACAUCCUCCCUGAUACCUUCCAUUUCACAAAGGAGGCCCGUGAAAUGGGUGUGAUAGCUGCCAUGCGUGAUGGUUUUGGCUUCAUCAAAUGUGUGGACCGUGAUGCCCGAAUGUUCUUCCAUUUCAGCGAGGUUCUGGAAGAGAGCCAGCUGCACAUUUCUGAUGAAGUGGAAUUCACUGUAGUCCCUGACAUGCUGUCAGCCCAAAGGAACCAUGCAGUGCGGAUCAAAAAGCUGCCCAAGGGCACAGUGUCGUUCCACACUCAAUCUGAGCUGCGUUUUAUGGGAGUGGUGGAGAAGGAAGCUAUGCCUGCUACAACCAACAAGAACUCCAGCCCCAGCAAGGUCAAAGAGAAGGUAAAAGUUGAAAAGGAUGCAGAGGAAGGCUUGAUUGCAUAUGAAGAGAGUGGAGUGAAGAGCACUAUUCCCUACUAUUUUAAAGACCUGGAGGGAGGCGCUUACCCACAGCUUGGAGACAAGGUGGAGUUCUCCAUCAGUGAGGUGAAACGCACCGGACAGCAAAGCGCUGUGUCCCUCAAGAUCCUUAAUCGUGCUACUGGCACCAAGAGGCUUCUGGGAUACAUAGCCACACUGAAGGAUAACUUCGGCUUCAUAGAAACAGCCAAUCAUGAUCAGGAAAUUUUCUUCCACUACAGUGAGGUAUGUGGGGAUGUGGAUAACAUGGACCUGGGGGAUACUGUGGAGUACACUCUCUCCAAGGGCAAAGGAAACAAAAUCAGUGCUGAGAAGGUCACCAAAGUUGCAGCUGUGAAUGGAGUAGAAGAGGAUGCGAGUAAUACCAUGUUCCUGGGGAAAGUGGUUCGGCCCUUGCGCAGUGUGGACCCCUCUCAGAAUGAUUAUCAAGGCCUUAUUGAGAUCACAGAGGAAGACACUUCACCAGGAGUCAGUAAGGGUCAGAGUUAUCCAUUCGGCAUUGUUGGUAUGGCCAAUAAAGGUGACUGUCUGCAAAAGGGUGAGAUGGUGAAAUUUCAGUUGUGUACAGUGGCCCAGACAGGACAAAAGAUGGCCUGCAACAUUGUGCCUCAGCGUAGAGCCCUGGUGGAAUCCGUCAAAGAUCAGUUUGGUUUCAUCACGUAUGAAGUUGGAGAGAGCAAGAAGCUGUUUUUCCACGUCAAGGAGGUUCAAGAUGGCCUGGAGCUCCAGGCCGGUGAUGAAGUGGAGUUUUCAGUUAUCCUGAACCAGCGGACAGGCAAAUGCAGUGCCUGCAAUGUUCGCAGAGUCAGUGAGGGUCCAAAACCAGUAGCAACACCUCGACCUGAUCGACUGGUCAAUCGCUUGAAGAGCAUCACUCUUGAUGACACCAACGCCCCCCGUCUUGUCAUUAUCAGACAGCCUCGUGGCCCAGAUAAUUCAAAGGGCUUCAAUGUAGAGAGAAAAUCCCGCCAACCUGGUGUUACUGACUGAGUACGGUUCACUCCUCUUCCUCCUCCUCCUCCUCCUGACUAUGGAAGAAACACCUUGAAGAAAAGCAAUCAGACAGAGGGCAGAGGAAGGGAGCUGUGUUUCUCUUUUCGCUCUCAUUUUAUCUCUCUCACCCAUAAACACAAUUCAAGACUUGAAAAUUGGCACACAAAAUUCCUUUUAUGUCAGGAUCCCUUGCAAAAAAAAUCUCAUCUCAUUGUCUUCAUUGUAUGUGUGUAAUUUUUGUGUGGUUGUAAUUUGAGCAAAACCCCUCGUGUUAUUCGAGCGUGUGAAUGUGGUAUGCAUCAUGUUUGGAAAGUAAACUUGUAAGGUUAUGCAGAGGAUGUUAUGGGAAAGGGUUUCAUAGUUCUCAGAUCUUUGAUUGAGAUGUGGGCACUGCUUGACCUGUUUUUCUGCUGAAAUUGAAAUGCCAGGAAUUCUGCACCUGCUGCUGUGUGAGUGAGUUAUUGUUUUAGAGUAGCUUUGCCCUGUCUGUAUUUGACUUCCAUUAUAUAUACUUUAUUCUUCCUGUAUCACUUGAAUUCUUCCCAUGUUGAGUUUUUCACCCAGGUGAAGUUGAGAUAUUGCUAGGCUCUUUCUGCUAAGAAAUAUAAUGACUUUGAGGUUCUUUUCACUCACGAUUUCCAUACCAAUUCCAUAGGUUUUAACAUGGAUCUGAAAACAUAAUAAAUUCUCUGCGCUCAGAACCAGAUUGUGUAUGGUUUUUGAUGUGUGAAUUACUAUUUUUGGUUAUUUUCACAUGCUCCAUCUGUUUAUGGCAAGUGCAGAAUUCCUAAUGGCAUCUUGUAGCCUGCAGUCUUUUUUUUUUUUUUUUUUUUUUAUAUAUAUAGCCCUUCUUUCUUUGCACAUGUAAUUACAAUUUUUCCCCCCCUUUGUGUUCUACUUAAUGUCUGCUAAUGAAAUAAGAAAAAGGUGCCUAAAAACAAACAAAAAAAUAAAUAAAUGAGGUCUCUAUUCCCGAACAUCCACCAAAAUAUAAGAGCAGUUAUAGGGUGGUGUGCUAUCCAACCCCCCACAGUUAUAGAAUACAGGUGUGCAACCGCACCCCCACCCCUCCCAUUGGGGGUUGAAAUACACUCAACGUAUGCUUUUACUUGGUUGGACUUGGACCUGAAUAAUAUAAGCAAAUGUGUCCAGAACAUGAGAAGUGGGGGAAAUGUAAUAAGCAAAAUUUAAAAACAUUCAAAGAAAUUUGAUUAUAUGAAUAGAGGCUAUUUGCAGUGCUUCUUAUGACAUAUGGAGCUAUUACUGUCUUGAAUAUUCUCUGGAGCACCCUGGGUUUGUGUUGAACCUUACGGUUCUCCUGUAUACUUUUGUUAAUGGUCUUGAAUGAAACCAUUGAAAUAAACAUUUUAUGAGAAUCAAAGGUA